This is a messenger RNA of Spea bombifrons (plains spadefoot toad), 2597 nucleotides long. RefSeq names its product protein kinase AMP-activated non-catalytic subunit gamma 2 (gene PRKAG2). NCBI's taxonomy places the organism in Eukaryota, Metazoa, Chordata, Amphibia, Anura, Pelobatidae. The record is from RefSeq and is a predicted model, not a curated record. Bases 379 to 2055 code for a protein of 558 amino acids. The transcript is spliced from 16 exons.
CACGGGGGGCGGAUUUGGGGAUUUGCGAGGCUGUUCACUAUGUGCGCUGCCGCCGCGUACACAUCGCGAGUGUCACUCCUGAGCUGAUUAGCCCCGAUCCCUCCGGGCUGCGGAUCUCACGGCGCACGGCGAGCUCCUUCUACUGCCCCGGCGGCUGCCAACAUGCCCCUGCCCUCCGGCACUGGGAAGCCUCGGACCUCCCCGCUGCACGGUGUGACAUUCAACUAAUCACCCCCCACCGUGGCUUCUGUCUCUGCCCCACUUGGCACGUACUGCACCCCCUACCCUCUCCUGGGCAGAACUCCCCACCCCAACUGGGGCAGGAAGGAACCCAGGAAGUUUAUGAAGGUUCUAUUCUGAGAUCUUUGACUUCAAAGUAUGGGAAGCACAGCCAUGGACACAAAGAAGAAGAAAGAGGCUUCCAAGAAGAGCAGCAGCCAGAAGAAGAGGAUGCUCAGGGUCCACAUUCCUGACCUCAGCUCCUUUGCUAUGCCAUUUUUGGAUGGAGACCUGGAAAGUUCAGACAAAAAUGUCCAAAGAAAGACAGAAGAGUGCAGCAGCACCGGCAGCCCUUCGAAAAGCUUCUUCCCCAGAGGUCUUCAAAACCGACCAUCCAGUCCUUUGUCAGCACCGGUUAGGUCAAAGUGCAGCCCCGGGUCGCCGAAAACUGUGUUUCCAUUCCCACAUCAAGAGUCACCUCCUCGCUCGCCUCGACGGAUGAGCUUCAGCGGCAUCUUCAGGUCCUCCUCCAAAGACUCUUCAUCCCCCGGUUCACACGCAUCUACCUCGCCUGGUGGCAUCAAGUUCUUCACAAGGUCAAGAAAAGCCUCAGGACUCUCCUCUUCCCCGUCCACCCCCACGCAAGUGACCAAGCAGCCCAGCUUUCCCCUGGAAUCCUACAAACAUGAGCCAGAACGGUUAGAAGCCCGAUUACGCUCGUUCUCCUCCCCGCCGGACACAGGACAGAGGUUUUCAUUGCCCCACGUGUCGAUGACUGUGACAAAAUCCUCUUUAGCGACAUCAUCACCCAGCACUACCUCAAAAACAGCUCAAGGCAACGCGGAAGGGAUGCUGGAGAAGCUGGAGCUGGACGAGGAAGCUGUCGAAGAAUCAGAAAGUGACAUCUACAUGCGCUUCAUGAAAUCGCACAAGUGUUACGACAUCGUCCCGACCAGCUCCAAACUUGUUGUGUUUGACACAACGUUACAAGUAAAAAAAGCCUUUUUUGCAUUAGUGGCGAAUGGCGUCCGAGCUGCUCCUCUGUGGGAAACGAAAAAUCAGAGUUUUGUAGGUAUGUUAACAAUUACAGAUUUCAUAAAUAUUUUGCAUCGAUACUACAAAUCCCCGAUGGUACAGAUUUAUGAACUAGAAGAACACAAGAUAGAAACCUGGAGGGAACUGUAUCUGCAAGAAACAUUUAAACCUUUGGUGAACAUCACUCCGGAUGCAAGCCUUUAUGAUGCAGUGUACUCACUGAUAAAAAACAAAAUCCACAGACUGCCUGUUAUCGACCCGGUCAGUGGAAACGCACUUUAUAUUCUCACCCACAAGAGAAUCCUCAAGUUCCUUCAGCUUUUUGUGUCGGAGAUGCCGAAGCCGGCCUUCAUGAAGCAGAACUUGGAGGAGCUGGGAAUAGGAACGUACCACAACAUUGCCUUCAUUCAUCCGCACACUCCCAUCAUCAAGGCUUUGAAUAUAUUUGUGGAAAGAAGAGUGUCUGCGUUACCCGUUGUGGACGAGUCCGGAAAAGUUGUAGAUAUUUAUUCCAAGUUUGAUGUAAUUAACCUUGCUGCUGAAAAGACGUACAAUAAUCUAGACAUCACCGUGACGCAGGCGCUCGAGCACCGCUCGCAGUACUUUGAAGGUGUGGUGAAAUGUAGUAAGUCGGAAACACUGGAGACUAUUGUGGACCGAAUAGUGAAAGCCGAGGUGCACAGACUGGUAGUUGUAAAUGAAGCAGAUAGCAUUGUGGGAAUUAUAUCUCUGUCUGAUAUUCUUCAAGCCUUGGUGCUCUCUCCAGCAGGUACCAAAAGAAGGGAGAGCGAGGUGGAAUGACCGACAUGAAUGCAGAAUCCAAAAUGUGGUGUUUUGUUUUGUUUUUUUAUUUUGUUGGUUUUUGGUCGAACUUGAAUGAUGGUUUAUGUGUCAAACCUUUUGCCUCUGAAACGCCGACUGCACACAGAUGAUCAAGGAACGGGUUUUCGGGCUACGUGUACCGUGAGUCGGUGGUGGGCAGCCCUCUUCCUCAUUUUACUGGGUUAUUGUUACCCGGCAGAAUGUGGGUUAAACAGGAGUAAAGGAAAAAAGACGAGGUGUCGCUGAAAAAGGUUAAUAUAAACUUUUUGGGGGGUUUUCCCCUCUCUCGCACAUAUCAGAACUGAGGUUUCAUUGCCGCUGAUACUUUCCUUGUCUACGUAUAUAAGAUAAUUUUUGCCCGUGGUGUGUUCUGAUUAUAAAUGGCCCGAGAUUUUGGGGUGAACUUGCCUUUGUCUGCGAUGAAUACAAUAUGAAUGCACUGUACUGAAUGUGAAAGGUAUCUUAACCCUUUGAGAUCUGCAGGGGAAGGGGAGCUAACUUCCUUCCAGCACUCAAAAGGU